AGGAGCAACAGAGGAGAACAAAGAAAAGCUCCCCCCCGGUCACCUAUUGAGUUGUGCCUUUUUAAAGUAAAUAAGGUGAAAAGGAGACUGGAGUACCACUUUAAGAGUAGUCCCUGUACCGGUUAGUCCGGUUAGUCCCCACCCAAACACAAGCGUACCUUGUAUGCCUGAAAAUGGAAACCGAUUGGUAGAAACCAGAGGACAGAGGCUGCUGUAGUGUACCUGGGCACACUGCUUGCGGGGCUGAAUAAUUAUUGGACUAGGCUACACGCGAAAUCAGAUCACUUUUCUCCCAAAUACUUGGAAGAAAGAAGUAGCCUACUAAAGUCGGGAGGCAGUCGAUCCAAAUGUUUUGUCCAUAAACUUUUUUGAACUUUUCCUAUUGUUAAGAAUGAACAACUACACUGCACAAAAGGUCCAUUGAUUAUAGGACAAGGGCUGCUCCGCUGCCACUCUACUGAGAAGGUAUCACGUCGCCAUGACGGAGAAGGACACGCCUUCCUUGGCUGUGACCAAGGCUGCUCUGUCCUCGGGCUCAGAGAAGGGAGGAGGUGGAAUUGGAGAGGGACAGCCUGAUGCCAGUAGUACCUACUCUGAUCUAUCGGCACUGGCCAACCUGUUUGAGAGUGAGGAGGGCUCCCAGUCAACUCCGGACCUGCCCCAGGACCCUGCUCAGAAUCUAGCCCGACCAGGCCAGCUGCAGCCAGGGGACGGUCGACAGAACCUCCGCAUGAAGUUCCACGGUGCCUUUAAGAAGGGCAUCUCCAACCCCAUGGACUUGCUGGAGUCUACCAUCUAUGAGUCACCUGUGGUGACUGGCCCCAAGAAAGCCCCCAUGGACUCACUCUUUGACUAUGGUACCUACAGUCACACCAACAACAAAAAGCAAGGCAGGAAGAAGCUCCUACGAGGUAAGACUGAGAUGUCCUGCGAUGAAGGUGUGGACCCUACAGGCUCAGAUCCACCCAUGGUGAUUAAAGAGUUUAACCGCACGCUGCUCUUCGAUGGCGUGUCACAGGCCGACCCAGAGGCCCUUUCAGGCCUGCUGGAGUACCUGCAGGGUCACGACAAGAGGCUCACUGACGAGGAGUUCAAAGAACCUUCUACAGGUAAGACUUGCCUGCCUAAAGCCCUUCUGAACCUGUACAACGGUCAGAAUGACACCAUCCCUCUGCUGAUGAAUAUCGCAGAACAGACAGUCAACCUCCAUGAUUUCAUCAACACACCCUUCAGAGAUGUCUACUACAGAGGCCAGACGGCGCUCCACAUCGCCAUCGAGAGGCGCUGUAAGCAGUAUGUGGAGCUGCUGGUGGAGAAAGGGGCAGAUGUCCACGCCCAGGCCCGCGGACGCUUCUUCCAACCCAGGGACGAGGGGGGCUACUUCUACUUUGGCGAGCUGCCUCUUUCGCUGGCAGCGUGCACCAACCAGCCAAACAUGGUACACUACCUGACCGAGAACGCCCACAAGAAAGCCGACCUUAGACGGCAGGACUCACGUGGUAAUACUGUGCUGCACGCCCUGGUGCACAUCGCCGACAACACUCGGGACAACACCCGCUUCCUCACUAAGAUGUAUGACCUGCUGCUGACCAAGUGUGCCAAGCUCUACCCAGAAGGCAGUCUGGAGGACGUGCACAACAACGACGGCAUGUCGCCCCUGAUGAUGGCGGCCAAACUGGGAAAAAUCGGGGUUUUCCAGCACAUAAUUCGCAGGGAGAUCAAGAACGAGGAGGCACGUCACCUCUCGCGGAAGUUUAAGGACUGGGCGUACGGUCCCGUGUACUCCUCCCUGUACGACCUCUCCUCACUGGACACCUGUGGAGAGGAGGUGUCCGUGCUAGAGAUCCUGGUCUACAACAGCCGCAUUGAGAAUCGCCAUGAGAUGCUGGCUGUGGAGCCCAUCAACGAGCUGCUGAGAGCCAAGUGGCAGAAGUUUGCUGCCGUCACCUUCUACAUCAGUGUUGUGUCCUACCUGUUGACCAUGAUCAUCUUCACCCUGGUGGCCUACUACCGCCCAUCCCAGGGAACGCCUCCGUACCCCUAUACCACCAACACAGACUACCUGCGUAUGGUAGGGGAGAUUGUCACCCUGUGCUCUGGAGUCUUUUUCUUCCUCACCAAUAUUAAGGACUUCUUACUGAAGAAAUGCCCUGCGGUGAACUCACUAUUUGUCAAUGGAUCUUUUCAACUGCUCUACUUCAUCUACUCUUUGCUGGUGAUAGUGACUGCGGCCCUCUACCUGUCGGGUAUCGAGGCCUAUGUGGCUGUGAUGGUGUUUGCGUUGGUCCUGGGCUGGAUGAACACUCUUUACUUCACCAGAGGCCUGAAGCUCACCGGCACCUACAGCAUCAUGAUACAGAAGAUUCUCUUCAAAGAUUUGUUCCGGUUUCUGCUGGUCUACCUGCUCUUCAUGAUUGGAUACGCAUCAGCUCUAGUGUCCCUCCUGACAGUGUGCCCCGGGCCGGAAGAGGUGUGUCCAGAGAAAGGUGGCUGCCCCACAUACCCCCAGUGCCGGGACACUAACACCUUCAGCAAAUUCCUGUUGGACCUGUUCAAACUGACCAUCGGGAUGGGCGAUCUGGACAUGGUCAGCAGGACUCAGUACCCGGCUGUCUUCCUCAUCCUGCUGGUCACCUACAUCAUCCUCAGUUUUGUUCUACUGCUCAACAUGUUGAUCGCUCUGAUGGGAGAGACGGUGAGCCAGGUGUCCAAGGAGAGCAAGAAGAUCUGGAAGCUGCAGUGGGCUACGACCAUCCUGGACAUCGAGCGCUCCUUCCCUGUGUGUCUGCGGAAGUCCUUUCGGUCUGGGGAGAUGGUGACAGUGGGGAAGAACUGGGACGGCACCCCUGACUGCCGCUGGUGCUUCAGGGUGGAUGAGGUCAACUGGUGCCACUGGAAUCAGAACCUGGCCAUAAUCAACGAAGACCCGGGCAAGAACGUAACAGAGACCCUCCAAACCUCCAGUACAGUUCAUCAAACUGUCCGUGGCCUGAGGAGAGAUCGUUGGUCCACGAUGGUGCCGCGGGUUAUGGAGCAGAAUAAAAGGCAGCAACCACGGGAUCUAGUAUUGGAAAUGGAGCCACUGACCUCCAGACAUUGAACCUGUGCAUGGCCAAUGGGGGGCCCCGGGUCCUUAAGAACACCCUGCAGAUCGGAGGUUAUCAUACUCAAACGGACAAAAAAGUGUUGGGCCACAAAGUUUGCCACUUUGCACAAAACUCUGUUGCCAAAAAUAUGUAUUUAAGUAUUAUAAGAAAAUCAAACAGAUUUUUAGAACGUUAUGAAUCUAACGUAUGUUCAAGCCAACCAUUCAUUUCUCUAAAUAGGAUUCUACUUGAUGGUAUUAACUCAGGGGGAAGGUGCAUCUUUACCUGGUCGCUGGUUCGAAUCCCCGAGUUGACUAGGUGAAAAUUAUGUUAAUGUGCCUUGAGCUAGGAACCUGUAUGUACAGUUGAAGUUGGAAGUUUACAUACACCUUAGCCAAAUACAUUUAAACUCAGUUUUUCACAAUUCCUGACAUUUAAUCCUCGUAAAAAUUCCCUGUCUUAGGUCAGUUAGGAUCA
Molecule: messenger RNA, 3563 nt
Organism: Oncorhynchus mykiss (rainbow trout)
Lineage: Eukaryota; Metazoa; Chordata; Actinopteri; Salmoniformes; Salmonidae
Product: transient receptor potential cation channel subfamily V member 4
Biological process (GO): osmosensory signaling pathway; actin filament organization; calcium ion import across plasma membrane
Cellular component (GO): cilium; plasma membrane
Molecular function (GO): calcium channel activity; protein binding
Source: RefSeq, a predicted model, not a curated record